Sceloporus undulatus (fence lizard) is the source of this 5367-nucleotide messenger RNA. RefSeq names its product caldesmon 1 (gene CALD1). NCBI's taxonomy places the organism in Eukaryota, Metazoa, Chordata, Lepidosauria, Squamata, Phrynosomatidae. The record is from RefSeq and is a predicted model, not a curated record. The transcript has 16 exons. Gene Ontology annotation, molecular function: calmodulin binding; myosin binding; actin binding. Bases 291 to 2882 code for a protein of 863 amino acids. Gene Ontology annotation, cellular component: actin cytoskeleton. Gene Ontology annotation, biological process: actin filament bundle assembly; angiogenesis; muscle contraction.
CUGACUUUGGGGAGGAGUUAAGGAGUGAGUGUAGUUCUAUGGAUUAGGCUUGCAGGGUUUAGACAGCCUGGGAGCUUCUCUUACUGCACUCCUGCCUAUGUCUGCUGUACCUAUCCUUGUCUGAAAACUGUUUCUGCUGCAGAGAGAUUGUCUAGAGAAGGUGUGUGGAACCAUCACUCUCAAUUAAUCACAGCCUUCAGCCUCUGGCACCUAACAGGCUUUGAAGUGACCAUCCAGCUGGUCUAUAGUUGAGUCUGAUUUGGGGUUUCAUCCAAGUCUGAAUAUACGCCAUGGAUGACUUUGAACGUCGCAGAGAACUCAGGAGGCAGAAACGAGAGGAGAUGCGCCUGGAAGCAGAGAGAUUAGCCUACCAAAGAAAUGAUGAAGAUGAGGAAGAAGCCGCUAGAGAACGACGUAGGCGAGCCCGGCAGGAAAGAAUGAGGCACAAGGAAGAUGGUGACUUAACAGGUCAAGGGACAGAGAAGGCUGAAGUCAAUGCACAGAAUAACAUUGGAGACGAUGAGAUGAAAAGUACUACAACAAUUACCACAGUUACAAAUACUCAAGGUGAUGGGGAUGAUGAUGCUGUUUUCUUGGAGAGGAUGGCAAGGAGAGAAGAAAGGCGCCAAAAGCGUCUCCAGGAAGCCCUGGAGCGCCAAAAGGAAUUUGACCCAACAAUUACUGAUGAGAGUCUGUCAGUCACCAGCAGAAAGGUGAUGAACAACGUUGAAGAAAAUGAAACUCCAGAGAAAGAGGAAAAAGUGGAAACCCACCGGAGACGCUAUGAGGUGGAAGAAACUGAAACCAUCACCAAAUCAUACCAGAGGAAUAAUUUGAGGGAAGAUGAGGGAGACAAGAAGAGAGAUGAAGAAGACAAGGAGGAGGCAGAAGAUGACAAGCCCAAGGGAAGAACCAUAGAAGAGAAUCAGGUAGAAGUAACACUAGAAAUGAAAAUAGUAGACAAUGAGGAGGAAGCUGCAGUGUUGGAAGUGAAACAUCCCGAGGUAAAUGCAGAAGAGGAAAAAGUAGAGAAUGACACAACUGUCCUAGAGGGGAGUGGGGAGUCCAUAACUAUUACAGUAGCGCUAGAUCAGAAGAAGGAUGAAGAAAAUGAGGAUGAAGCAGAAAAGCAAAAAAUAGAGGACAAAGAGAGGGCUGAGAGAGAGGAAAUGGAGCGAGUGAAAGCAGAGGAGGAAAGAAGAGCAGAGGAGAGAGAGAGGCUUGAAGCAGAGAAAAGGGCAGCUGAGGAAAAAGAGAGGCUAGAAGCAGAAGAAAGGGAAAGGAUUAAAGCAGAGGAAGAAAGGAGAGCUGUGGAGGAAAAAAAGAGAAUUGAAGAGGAGGAGAAAAGAGCUGCCCAGGAGAAAGAGAGGCAGGAAGCUGAGGAACGGGAAAGGAUUAAGGCAGCUGAAGAGAAAAAGGCAGCUGAAGAGAAGAAAGCAGCUGAAGAAAGAGAGAGGGCUAAGGAGAAGGAAAAAAAGGAGGCUGAGGAACGAGAGAAGGCUAAGGCAGAGGCUAAGAGGGCAGCUGAAGAAAAGGCUAAGUUAGAAGAGGAAAGGUUAAAAGCUAAACAGAAGGCUGAGGAAAAAAAGAUAGUUGAGGCAAAAGGGAAGAAGGGAGAAGAGAAGAAAAUAGAAGACAAGCAGGUAAAAGAGAAGAAAGUACAAGACGAAACCCCUGCACCAGCUUUCCUAAGAAAAAAGGGGGAAGAGAAAGAGGUUAAAGUGGAAGCUAAAAAAGACAAGCUACAAGAUGAGAAACUUCGGUCGCCAUUCCGAAAAGAGGAGCAGAUAAAAGACAGUAAGAUCAACAGAGACAAAGCUCCCAAGGAGGAGACUAAACCUGCCUGGGAUCGCAAGAAGGGAAUUCCUGACUCAAAGCCACAAAAUGGGGAACGUUUCCCAGAACUUCCUGCUCACAAACUUAAGCAUACAGAGAAUGCUUUUAGCCGUCCAGGCUUCAAAACUACCCCAGACUCUGAAGAAGCCAAACCAGUCUCCCACCCAGAAGCUGGCAAGCGAGUGGAGGAGCUACGCCGUCGCCGAGGUGAAAACGAGAGUGAAGAGUUUGAGAAGCUGAAGCAGAAACAACAGGAGGCAGUGGUGGAACUGGAGGAGCUCAAAAAGAAGCGUGAAGAGCGUCGGAAGAUUCUGGAGGAAGAAGAACAGAGACGGAAGAAAGAGGAGGCAGAAAGAAAAGCCCGGGAGGAGGUAGCAGAUUGUAAAAGUAGUGCCUUGGAGGAGAAGAGGCGGUUGAAGGAAGAAAUAGAGAGGAGAAGGGCAGAAGCGGCUGAGAAGCGCCAAAAGAUGCCAGAGGAAGCCCAAACUGAUGACAAGAAGCCAUUUAAAUGUUUCACUCCCAAGGGUUCUUCUCUGAAGAUAGAAGAACGUGCCGAAUUCUUGAACAAAUCUGCCCAGAAAAGUGGCAUGAAACCCACUCACACAAGCCCAGUUGUCUCCAAGAUAGAUAGCAGGCUGGAGCAAUACACCAGUGCAAUUGAGCAGGGCAUCAAAGCUACAAAGCCUGUCAAGCCAGUAGCUUCUGAUCUCCCGGUUCCUGCAGAAGGAGUCCGUAACAUCAAGAGUAUGUGGGAGAAAGGCAAUGUGUUCUCGUCGCCCUCUGGUACAGGGACACCCAAUAAGGAAACAGCUGGGCUAAAGGUUGGCGUCUCUAGUCGCAUCAAUGAGUGGUUAACUAAGACCCCCGAGAACAGCAAAUCGCCUGCUCCCAAACCAUCAGAUUUAAGACCUGGAGAUGUGUCCGGCAAACGCAACCUCUGGGAGAAGCAAUCAGUUGAAAAGGUCUCUUCUCCCACAAAGGUAACAGCAACAGGGAAAAAGUCAGAGACCAAUGCAGGUUUGAGACAAUUUGAAAAGGAACACUAAGGAAGCCACUGACAAUGCUGGACUAACUCGGUUUUUUAAAGAAUGGAAGUGCUAAAUUUGUCCCUCUUUUUAUAUAUAUUUAUGUUGUUUACCAAAAGGUCUCUUUUUUGUUGGGUUUUUGUUGUUGCCUUAUCCCAUUUUUUUUAAAAAAAAACCAUGUAUAUUAGCACUGUAUUUAAUAAUCAGUCUUAAAACAUUCAUCCUCAUAGUAGUGCCUUUGAACAAGAGCCUUAUGUUUAAAAGAAACCCAUGCUGUGAAAUAGGAGACACUUCUACUGAUUAGUCCUAACAAAUUGUGUGUCCAGACAAGAAAGGUUUGAGCCACAGAAGAGAAGCAGGUUGUCCUGUUUCUUUGUUGAAGUGAGGUGAGCACAGGAACAGGACUGGGAGAUCAUAGGCUGGGCUUUUCCAGAUUGUAAGAUCUGAUACAUUUUGUGGGAGAGGUGCAAACAACCUAUUUGCCACUGUCUGGUUACUGAACGUAGAAAAGUUUGACUCAGUUUCCCCGAUGGACUCCUGGUGGAACCCGCUGUUGUGCACAGGGAGAUGGAAUGCUAUAUAUCCUAUCCCUGGUGGUGUGACAUUUUCAUGGAUGAGCAGCAUGCCUUCCUUGGGGCUCACAACACCAAUCAUGUCAUGUAUGAAAAGGGUACACCACCUUAAGGUGACUGAGCCACAGUCCUUUUUAAAUUGAAAGGGGAGGAAAGAAUUCACAUGGGGCAUUGCAUCCAGUUAAAUCAUUUGCAUGUAUGGUACCAUCUUCCUACAUGAGAUCAUGUGCAUGGCAGCAGUGAUUGGGAACCAGGUGUGCUUAUCCACUCUACAAAAAAGGAAUGCCACCUGGGGAAGCAUAGGAAAACCAGGAUACAGGUGAUCCCACAGAAAUGCCAUUGGCUUCUAUGGGAAAUACCCCAAGUAAAACAGGUCCCAUUUUUUCUUCCUUUCUGCACUUUAAGGCAUGGAAGAAAUGCCUUUCAGUUCAUCAUGCCUCCCUCCCCAGCCCCUAUCCUUUGCCCGUAUCAAAAAUGUGCAUCAAGAUUAAACAUGUUUUGAAGCGUUUUGUUUAAACUUAUAUAUUCCCCUCUAUGUAGCUUAAGUUAAUAACAUAAAUGUGGACGAUUGCGCUUGACAGUGGUACUGAUAAAUCUCUCUCUCUCUUUGUCUCCCUCCCUUUUUGGUUAGCUGCAAUUAUAGAAUAUAUACAUAAGGCUUUACAAAACUUAGCUGUAAGGCACUACUAAUGGUAGAAGGCUUUUAAUACCUGCUAGAGUACUAUAUUUAGUUAUAAACAUACAUAACUAGCCAAUAUCACAACUUUUUUUUAAAUUACACUUUUUAUAUUAAGAUUUCAUAAUUGCCAUUGAACAUACUGGCAAGAGAAGUAUUAGAUUUUUUUUUUAAAGUCAGAUGCCUGUUAAUGGGAUAAUUAAAAUUAUAGUUUUAAAGAGGGAGGGAGGAAAGGGUAUUAAGCAUCAAACAUAGAUCACACAUAUAAAACAGCAUAGCUAAUUUAUAUGACUACCAUAAUUAAACACAUGUACUCAAUCACACACUCUGCUGGUGACACUUCUAUCUUCCUACACACUUAAAGAUUUGCCUUUAUCUGGUCUAUAUCCAUUGCACACUUUAAAAAAAAGUAAACCAAUGUGCACAAUCCAUUCAUUGUGGGUGUGGCUAAAUGCUUAGGUGGGGAUCAGCACCCCCUUUCCUCCCAUGCCCAUGUCUAGCCCCCAUGUGCAAGGGAAGCCUAUGGACAUCUCCCCUAUAUGCCAUCUGUCCCUCUCCUCCUCAGAUCUCCCCUCACAAGUCAUUGUGCUACAGAAUGCAUGAGGGAUUAAGGCCAUGGUGACUUGUAGAAGGAAGAAAGAGAGGAGCUCUGUGCUGCUUUUGUCCCAUAAGCACAGCUCAGUUCAGAUGUGUAUGGCGGGUGGGGGAUCUGUAUGGCUUAUGCUCCAACUUUUCUGCCCCCAAAAUUAUUUUUUUCAGCCAUGUUUUUUUUACUUGUAUAUAGUAUGCACAAAAGUUUUAACAAGUUUGGACUGUAUCACAUAAUGUUCAGCAUUUACACCAUACAUUAUAUGGGUGGAGCAAAAUGGGCAGCACAAUUUAGUUUUAGACUUCGUAGCCCACCUUCAAAUGCAAUUAUAGCUUGAGAACCGUUAUUCUCAUUACUGCUUUACAUUUUUGUCGCAUCUUUCUGUCCUUUAAAAAGUAUUUAAAAAAUGAAAUAAAUAGGCAGGAUGGUGUGGCACUAUCCAAAGGCCAGCUCAUCUGUUUCACUAAAUCAUCUUGUUUACAUGCAGAAUUUCACUUGGGCUUUAGGAAUGGCGUGAAAUAAUGCAGUGAGUGACUUUGGAUCCAUCUGUCCUUAUUGUUUGGUGGUUGCUCUUUUUUUUAGUACACUUUUGGACUCUACAUCUGAAUGUCUGCAAUAAACCAGUAUUCUGAAUCUGCAAUUCACAAUAAAUAAAGUAUGUCCACCAGA